UUUUCACAAAGAAGGGCUGUUUUCUCGAAUAUGGUACACGAGUGAUAUCAUUGCAUCCGCGGAUAUGGCGACGCCAGGGCUAUCUAUAGUAGUCAGUGGCCUUCCAGACUUUCCAACAGAGGAGACGGCGAAGGACAAAAUCACCCUGUACUUCCAGAACCGCUCCCAGUCUUCAGGAGGGGACGUGAAGAAUGUGGGAGUCAACACUGCAACUCGCCAGGCUGUGGUCACAUUUGAGGAACAGUCAGUGGCCCAGAAUGUUCUUGCCCAGCCUGUACACACCUUAAACAACACACAGGUCCAGGUAGAGCCAUUCAGGGUUGAUCCAGCAGGCUCUGAGGGAGAUGGGCACUCCAAUACAUCUCAGCCACCACAGCAAGGACUCUAUCCCAAUUUGCUGCUACAGGGUACAAAUGAUACUGGCAUAGCUGUCCCACAGCAUCCACCUGUCAACCCACAACAACCACCUUUUGAACCAUACCAACCACCUGUUAACCCACAACAACCACCUGUUAACCCACAACAACCACCUGUCAACCCACAACAACCACCUUUUGAACCAUACCAACCACUUGUUAGCCCACACCAAUCUCCUGUUAACCCACAACAACCACCUGUUAACCCACAACAACCACUUGUUAACCAAUACCAACCACCUAUUAGCCCACACCAACCACCUGUUAGCCCACACCAACCACCUCUUAGCCCACACCAAUCUCCUGUUAACCCACAUAAACCACCUGUUACUCCCCACCAACCACCUGUUACUCCACCUCAACCACCUUUUAAUCCACAACAACCACCUGUUAACCAAUACCAACCAUCUGUUAACCCCCACCAAACACUUGUUAACCAAUAUCAACCACCUUUUAACCCACACCAACCACCUUUUAAUCCACACCAACCACAUAUCAGCCCACAACAACCACCUGUUAACCCACAAAAACAACCUGUUGACCCCCACAUGGGCUACAACCCUACUUAUAAUCCAGCAAUGCCUGGGUACAUGGCAUACCCAGGUCCUGGUCCAUAUGCAGCUGGUCCAGGACAGCACCCAUACCCGGGAUAUUAUGGUUAUCCACCUUACCCUGCCCCUGGUACAAACAUGCCAUUUCCACAACACAGCACUUACUACUCCUCUCCUGGCCAACAUCCGGGCCAAAACCCCCCACACCAUGUUUGGCCAACGUCAGAGUCCGUGGUAUCAUCCUCUACCAGGAAAUCUCACAAAAGUUCUGCUGCCUCAACCGUCUCCUCAAGAAGUGCCGCCACUCGGGCAAGCAGCAAGAUCUCCAAAAGAACGUCUUCCUCCAGUGUGAAACCCAAGGCAGUAUCACCCAGCAAGACGAGACGUACAGAAAACGUGGGUAGGAGCAGCACUCCUCCAGGGAGCAUGGUGUCAAAGAGUUCCACGCUGGUGGACGAUUUUGAAAGUGUUUCCAUCAGGGACGGAAGCUCCUCCAAACACAGCUAUGUCUCAUCUUGGGUCAGCAGUACUGUAGGAGUCCCCACUGCAGGAGCCGCAGUGGAGAAUGACUGUGCCAUCCUGGUCUCAGGGUUUUCUUCACCACCUAGCAAGGAGUAUCUUGAACUGUACUUUGAGAACAAGAAGAAUGGAGGAGAAAUCAAAGACGUCCAGGUCAGAGGGAAAAAGGCAUUUCUGUCCUUCAAGGAUGUUGCAGCACACCACAAAGUCCUUUCAAGGUCGCACACCAUAUCAGGAGUCCAGGUUACAGCGGAGGAGGUACCAGGCAGUGUCAUGCAGCUGGACAAAACUAGGCUCCUGGUCAAGGGGUUUAAGGAUUCUACCACUGAACAGCUGCUUGGAUUGUACAUGGAGUCUGUCUGUGGGCACACGAGGGUGAACAGGGUAGACUAUAGUAUCCAGCCUGGUGUGGCUAUGGUCACACUAGAUCGCAUCUCCAACUUUGACCAGAUCCUGGCCAAAACUAAAACCAAGGAACUUGAGGGAAGGACCUUGAGUAUUGAGAGGGUCCGUGUCACUGAUGCCAUCUUGGUCAACGACCUGCCUGACAAUGCUUCAGAGGACCUGGUCAAGCUGUACUUUGAAAGCGAGCGGAAUUCGGGGGGAGGGCCAGUGUCUGAGGUGGAGAUGAAUCCAUACAGACAGAUGGCAGUCGUUCAUUUCAAGAACCCAGAAACUGUUAACCAAGUUACAUGCCGGUCUCAAAAACUCAACAACACGCUGAUCACCAUCAAGCCAUACUACGAGUGCCUUGGUGAUUUUCUUGAUGCUGAAGAAGAACUCACUGACAGUGCUGAUCCAGAAGCAAUGGACACAUCCUCCCCAGUUCCCACAGUGGAAGCCCCUCCAACAGCCAGGGAGAGCACAACUGUCAUGGAAGAUGCUGAUGACUCUGCAGGUAUGCAGAAGAUUGCAAAGCCUGAGCUGGAGGCAAGAGAGAAGGCUCCAAGUGUCACUGAGGCCGUGAAGCUUGAUAGACACAAACUCAAGCUUCUUCUUCUCAGUGACUUCGCGUCGUCCCACCCUGAAGUGGACAUAAAGAUUGACAUGGAGCAAAGAGAGGUGAAGCUGACAGGAGGAAAUCACACCGUGAUGGCGGCAAAACUCCAUGUGUUUGAGACGACACAAAAUCCGGCAGAAGAGCAGGUGAAAGUCUCCCGUGGAGUUGCGGUAUUCCUGACAACAGAGAAGGGAAGAAUGCACUUUGAGGGAUGCUUGCAGGGAAACCAGUUAAAAGUGGCCUUUGUUGUUGAAGAGGAGAGAGUCAACUUUUUUGCGCUAAAAAGUGAGGACGUAGAGAAAGCAAAAAGGGUGAUGACACAGUGUGUGUCAGAGUCAUGCAUCCUGGUCGAUCCAGACUCCGCUGAAGUCUUAAAGUCCAAGGAGGCCACAACGCUCUUUAAGAACCUUCAAGGAAAGCACCUAAUCUGUAUCCACCUCGGUAAGAAGAAUGUGUGGAUUGUUGGUCCUCCACAAGACAUGGCUACUGUGAAAGACAAUAUUGGAACAUACAUCUCAACAAACACCAUCAUCACGGUGAGUGUGGACACCAGUGAAGGCUGUGUGAAGUUUCUACAGGAGUACAAGAAGGACGACAUCGCCAAAGUAGAAAGACAGCACAUUGAACAAGCUGUAAAGAUCACAAGCAGGGCACGUGGUGGAUUCUCCAUCAGAGGGACAAAAGACGGGACGCAAGAGGCAAAGAGAAAGUUGGAAAAACUUGUGGCAGAUGUGAAGAAAGUCAGCAAGAAGAUCACAAAACCAGGAAUGCACAAGUUCCUGACAGGUGAAACAGGUCGAGCCCUGCUGGAUGUUGCAGGACGAGAAAAUCGUUGUCUGAUUAUCCCUGAUGUUCCUUCGCGAGGGAGAGGAGGACCAAAAACACUGUGCAGCCACACCACCAAACACGGAAAGAAACUUGUGGUGGUGCAUGGUGACAUCACGAGACACACUGUGGACGUCAUUGUGAAUGCUGCUAACGACACCCUGAGGCACGGUGGAGGUGUGGCAGGGGCUAUCGCUCGUGCAGGUGGUCCUCAGAUCCAGCAGGACUGUGAUAAGUAUGUGAAAGACAAUCGUCCAUUGGCUGAUGGGGAAGUGAUGACCACUAAGGGAUACAACCUGCCCUGCAAGAUGGUGGUGCAUGCUGUAGGACCACAGUGGAGUCGAGAUAUGUCAGAAGUGGAAAAGCAAGUCAAGGAAGCUCUGUUGAAGCAAGCUGUCUAUAAGUCUCUGGAGGCAGCAAAGGACAACCACAGCAUUGCAAUACCUGGAAUCAGCUCAGGCAUCUAUGGAUACCCCAUGAACCUAUGUGCGGCAGCCAUAUUGGAUUCUGUGCAAAGCUUCUUCCAAGUAAACAACAACUGUACCCUGACUGAGGUCCAUCUGAUAGAGAUGGACUCCAGGAAAGCUGAUGCUUUUCAGGACGAAUUUGUCAAAAGGUUUGGCAAGGACAAGUUGACGAUACCUGGGCAUGAGAGGAGGGGAGGGGCAGCCUCAACUGGUGCAGCCAACAACAUACUGUCAGGACCUGGGGGUGUCAAGAUUCUGCUGAAACAGGGAGAUAUUACCAAAGAACAGGUGGAUGUUCUUGUGAACACCACUGGUACAAACCUGGCCCUGACUGGAGGAGGAGUUAACAGUGCAUUUGGGAGGGCAGGUGGAUCACAGCUCCAACAGCUGUGUAACAACCAUGGCCAGGCUAAGCCAGGUGAAGUUGUUGCGACCCAGUCUGCAGGAAGGCUGAACUGUAGUCAAGUCUACCAUGCUGUCUUGUAUGGAAUGACAGACAAAAAUCCUCAGGAAAAGCUGAUCUUCAAGUGCCUGAGUAAUGCCAGUCAGAGUGGACACAGGUCCAUCGCCUUCCCUGCUAUUGGCACAGGCAACAUGGGCUUCCGAAGGGAUGAAGUGGCCAGGUCCAUGUAUGAUGCAAUACUGGGUUUCUACUACAGGAACAGUAGAUGCUCUGUCAAGGACAUAAGGAUCAUUGUGUUUGACCAGCCCACUGUAAAAGCCUUUGAAAAAGAGCUGAAAGACAGACAGGAAGGCAGAAAAACAACACCUGUAGCUGCUGUGCCAACCAGUGGGGGGAAAGGAACAGAAAUUUACUCAGCAGUGAGGAAGCCCCAGGCUGGUGUACAGGAGAUGGACAUGGCUGCAGUGACUGUCCAGGUCAGGACAGGAGACAUCACUGGUGAGAGGGUGGACGCCAUUGUCAACCCAACCAGGAACGACCUUGGUUUGGGUGGAGGGAUGGCCCAGGUGGUAUCAAAUGCAGCAGGACCAGGGCUACAGAUGGAGUGUCAGCAGUACAUCAUGCAGAAUGGUAACCUUAGAGACGGGAGUGUGGUGGUCACAGGAGGACACAACCUACCAUGCAGCAAUGUCCUUCACCUGACCUCCCCCAACAGGGAAGACCAGCUCAGGGGCUACGUCAAGAAAGUUCUGGUGGUUGCUGAACAGAAAAAUAUGCAGUCUGUUACAUUCCCUGCUCUAGGAACAGGAGGAUUUAACAUUGGCCCAGAUAAGUCAGCCUUUUGCAUGCUGGGUGGCAUUGCUGACUUUGUCCGUGACUGCAGCCCAGCCAACGUGAAGGAAGUGAGAAUCACCAUCUUCCAACAUCAGAUGUUACAGGACUUCCACACAGAGAUGGACAGGAGGGCUGCCAUGAAUGGGCAUGGAACCAAUGUCUUCAAAAGAGCUGCACGCUGGUUAGGUAUUGGUUCCUCUGAUGCCGACAACUCAUCCAGCAGACCCUCUCCUGCACCCAGACCUGCAGGGAACGUGUCCUUCCCAGCCUCUACUUCAAAAGAACUGACGCUUCUCCUGUUUGGACCUGACCAGGACAGGAUAGACAGGACCAGGAAGGCUGUGGACAGCAUCGUGGUGAAGAACUGUCAGGAGCAGAAGAUUGAGAACCCUGCUGUCACCAUGCUGACAGCACAAGAGGCCAGGAUGAUCCAUACCUAUGGUGAAGACAGGGACGUUGUGGUUAAAAAAGGAAGUGGUGUUGACUGCCUCAUCAUCCAAGGUGUGAUCCAUGAUGUCACUGAGGUUUUGAAGAAGAUUUGGACAGUCCUGAAUGCUAAGGUAGCAGAACAGAGAGACUUGGAGAAAGCACAUUCAGUCCAAAAGGAUGCCCAGUGGAGCUAUGUUGUAGCUCAAGGCAGGGAGCAAAAAAUUCACCCUAAUGCAAAUGCCAAAAUUGAAGCUGCAUACAAAGCAAAGAAAAGCUCAGUAAAAUACGAUGAUGACAAUGAGGAUUGUGAGAUCGACUUCAAGGCCAUGAGAGUCACCAUGAAACCGUCCAAAAGGUCCUUCCCUGUACAGAGAAGAGACAAGAGGGCAGAAGUGGUGACCAGUGCAGUUCCUUCUCAUUGGGAUCCUCAGCCAACAGACCCAAAGUCCAAGAAACCCAAGCUGUGCCACCUUGUGAAGUUAAAGUCAUCCUCUACUGAGUACAAUACUGUGAGCAGGAAGUUCGGACUGGGAAACAUCAUGAGUAUUGAGAGGGUCCAGAACCCAACACUGUGGAACCAGUACUGUGCACAGAAGCAAAAAAUAAGCCAGAAGAACCCUGGACAAAAUGUAGAGCAGGAGCUGUGGCAUGGGUCUUCUUCUGAUUCCUGUGUCAAGAUUUACACCAACGGUUUCAACAGGAGCUAUGCAGGUCUUGGUUCUAUCGGCAAAGGGACCUACUUUGCUGUGAACUCGUCCUACUCAGCAAACGGCUAUGCCAGUCCUGACGCCAGCGGCCACAAGAGGCUGUUCUUGGCCAAGGUGCUGACCGGACUGUCCACACCUGGGAACCCCAGCAUGAAUAUGCCCCCAGCCAGACCAGGGGGAGGCCCACUGGACACUUAUGACUCCACCAGUGGUGGUAACAUUUUCUGUGUGUUUCAUGAUGCACAGGCAUAUCCAGAGUACCUGAUCACAUUCACUUGAGUUACCAAGAUGGAACUUAUGACAAUGAUAAUUAUUUAAUCAGUAGUUAGUAAGGCCUCAAUUGUGUUAUAUUAAGAUUAUAUCCCAGGAAACGUGGCCGAAGAAAAUGUAUCUUAAAU
This is a messenger RNA of Branchiostoma belcheri (Belcher's lancelet), 6549 nucleotides long. Its product is annotated as poly [ADP-ribose] polymerase 14-like. Gene Ontology annotation, molecular function: NAD+ poly-ADP-ribosyltransferase activity; transcription corepressor activity; RNA binding. Gene Ontology annotation, biological process: negative regulation of gene expression. NCBI's taxonomy places the organism in Eukaryota, Metazoa, Chordata, Leptocardii, Amphioxiformes, Branchiostomatidae. Bases 65 to 6430 code for a protein of 2121 amino acids. Gene Ontology annotation, cellular component: cytoplasm; nucleus. The transcript has 29 exons. The record is from RefSeq and is a predicted model, not a curated record.